Molecule: messenger RNA, 920 nt
Organism: Prosopis cineraria
Lineage: Eukaryota; Viridiplantae; Streptophyta; Magnoliopsida; Fabales; Fabaceae
Product: histone H2A variant 1-like
Exons: 3
Coding region: 206-616 (136 amino acids)
Cellular component (GO): nucleosome
Molecular function (GO): structural constituent of chromatin; protein heterodimerization activity; DNA binding
Source: RefSeq, a predicted model, not a curated record
AUGUUCGAGAUUUCAUUUUGAUGCUCGCUUUUAAGAUUCUUUUCUCUCUGUCAUGUGGAUUUGAAGUUGGAACUGCAUUUCUUCAUCUGUUUCUGGCAUCAAGAUUUCUCCUUUGGUCUCACAAAAAUGUUAAACUAGACCCCCAAUUCCUCGCUUCUUUUUUCCUCAUCGACCUUCUUUGUGUUCGAUCUCUCUAUCAUAGAAAAUGGCGGGAAAAGGAGGGAAGGGACUUUUGGCUGCAAAAACCACGACUGCUAACAAGGACAAAGAUAAGGAUAAGAAAAGGCCUGUUUCGAGGUCAUCCCGUGCCGGAAUCCAGUUUCCUGUGGGUCGUAUCCAUAGACAGCUGAAACAAAGGAUCCAAGCGAAUGGGCGUGUUGGGGCAACAGCUGCAGUUUACUUGGCCUCCAUUCUUGAAUACCUGACAGCUGAGGUUCUUGAGCUUGCUGGAAAUGCAAGCAAAGAUCUGAAAGUGAAGAGGAUCACACCCAGGCAUCUGCAGCUUGCUAUCAGAGGAGACGAGGAACUUGAUACCCUUAUUAAGGGCACCAUUGCUGGUGGGGGUGUCAUCCCUCAUAUUCACAAGUCCCUCAUCAACAAGACCUCCAAAGAAUGACCAGCUUUCCCUCUGAAUUCUCAGUUCGUAUGGCCUGUCUUCUCAUCAAGUUGACUUUAUCAUAGUUAGUGGUAGCGUAGGCUGUUUAAUUUAAUCCUUGGUUUAGAAUUCAAGUGUUAGUGUGUAAAUGGUCUUGGUGAAUGGUGAUGUUCUGUCUUUUAACUAGAGUUGUAAUUGUAAUGCAGUUGGUGGAUGGUUUCAUAGACGUUUAUUCCAGCCUUUUGCGAUUCUGUAACGAAUUCUGCUAAUGCUUAUCAUGGUUGUAUUCAUUUGGCGGUUUACUAGUGUUUGUUGCCAUGAUCUA